UUGAUCUAUCGUUUGCGAUCCGGAGUAAACUCGAUCUUGAUCCUUUUGGUUCGGUCUUUGGGCCAAUACCGGGUCCGCUGCAGGGUGAUGAAGAAGAUUUGCGAUCUGUGCAAAACUGAGCGACUUUCUUUUUAUCUUUCGACGUUUUGGGGAAGUGAUGUCUGUUAAAGAACCAGCUCAGCUUAAUGAAAGUCAAUGACCCUUGGAGAUGGAAUCGCUUCUUAAAAUAUAAGACUCCUUUCCUGCUUUAAAGUACAUCUUCAUAUUUUUAAUAACUUUUAAGACAUUUUUAUAUAUUUUUUUAACUUUUUUUACGAUUCUUUUUUAUUGUUAAAACUUUAAAUCUCGGAGCCUCUUUUGUAAGCACAAGCGAUUUUUAAGGAGUGGACAUCAUCCGUCCUGUUGAUGGCUGAAGAAGAAUUGUCACCAGCUUGUCGGCAUCGUGCCACACAAUCCGCCUCCUCCAACCGAGUGAUCAGUGCACUCGGUAUGCAGAACCUCUCCAUCUCAGACAUGAACGAAAAGAACGAUCUGCCUUCUACAACAGAGAUCUCUAAGGAUCGUCUCUAUUUCGCCAUUCUCUGCUCCAAACCAAAAACCUCUUCGAACGUCCACUACUUCUCCAUCGAUGAUGAGCUUGUAUAUGAAAACUUCUAUGCUGAUUUUGGACCUCUUAACCUGGCCAUGUUGUAUAGAUACUGCGACAAGCUUAAUAAAAAGAUGAAGUCCUUUUCAUUGACCAAGAAGAAAAUCGUUCAUUACACUGGCUGUGACCCGAAAAAGCAAGCUAAUGCGGCCUUUCUGAUGGGAAGCUAUGCUGUGAUCUAUUUGCGUAAAUACCCUGACGAGGUGUACUGGCUUUUACAAGCAGUGAACGUAAACUACCUUCCAUUUAGGGAUGCUUCUUUUGGUACAUGUGCUUUUCGUGUGACACUACUGGACUGCUUCCAUGCUGUGCACAAGGCCUUGCGGUACGGCUUCUUCAAUUUUGAAUCAUUUGAUGUUGAGGAAUACCAACAUUAUGAGAGAGCAGAAAAUGGCGACUUCAACUGGAUCAUACCAGGAAAAUUUUUAGCUUUUAGUGGGCCGCAUCACAGGAGUAAAAUCGAAAGUGGUUACCCCAGCCAUGCUCCUGAAGCGUACUUCCCUUACUUUCGAAAACAUCAUAUGACCACCAUCAUUCGCCUCAACAAGAAGAUGUAUGAAGCAAAGAGAUUUACAGAGGCUGGUUUUGAGCACCAUGACCUAUUCUUUGCUGAUGGAACUACACCAAAUGAUACCAUCGUGAAAAAAUUCCUCGAUAUUUGUGAGAAUGCAGGUGGUGCCGUUGCCGUGCAUUGCAAAGCUGGCCUGGGUCGGACAGGCACCCUCAUAGGGUGUUACAUCAUGAAGCAUUACAAAAUGACGGCCGCUGAGACCAUAGCAUGGAUGCGGAUAUGCAGACCCGGCUCAGUCAUCGGGCCUCAGCAACAGUUCAUGGCAGAUAAGCAAAUGAGCCUGUGGAACGAAGGGGACAUUUACCGCAAAAAGCUGAGGGAGCAGAAGAACAGGAACACCAUGGCAGUUUCCUUCAUCCUUUCGGGAGUAGAUGACAUUUCGAUUGACGAUAAGAAAAACACAUCUGGCAAGGAAGACCUAGAACUGUAUAGUGAUGAUGAAGAUGACUCAAGCAAUCUAACACAGGGAGAUAAGCUUCGUGCCUUGAAAAGUAAAAGACACACUCGAGCAUCAACUGGAUCUCCAUUGUCGACUUCAGAGAGAAUUCUGCAGAAUGCUAAUCAGGCUAUAAGAGAGCACCGCAUCAGACAAACAAGGAAAGGCAUAAUUACCAAUGCAGUGAGAAGGAAAUCUGGAAGUAGGAGAUCAGGGCUGUUAAGGCUAAAGAGACGCAAAAAGAGAGCUAAAAAAAGUGUAAUUCUGCAGACCAGUGUGCAAAGCCCCAAAGCAGGUUUAUCUGAUACAAAAAGGACCGGCAGGUCUUCUGAAGGAGGCAGCUGCUUGAGAGGCGCCAUUUCUGAGCGGAAGAGAAGGAUUGCUUUGCGCCAAAUACGCUCAAUGAGAAUAUGUAACACCGUUCAAAAAACUAGGACUGUGUUGCGGUAAACCAAACGGAUACAAACUAAACAAAAUAAAUUGGGUGUAUCAUUGGACCACACAUUGCAAAGCUUAACAAAUGGACUCCUGGAGAUGCGACAUCAACUCUGCCUUUAAUCUAGACACCAUAUUUUGCGCAUCCUACCCCACUUGCAGCAAUGUCAACUAGAUAAACCAAGCUUAUGGGCCUUUGUCUCCAAACGGCACUGGCGGGCUCAUGCACACUGUAUAUAACUGCCUGCAUGACAAAUGCAUUUGUGAUGGCAAUCAUUUAUUCUGCUGGACCUAAAACCUGGGAGAACUGGGUUUCCAAUUGUAUAACAAAUGUUUUUUCCAUAUAACAUUCCUUUAUGUAUUUGUUUGUUUUUUGGAUUUUCCUUGUUUUAUAAGGAAACUCACUGUGUGUGUAUAUAUAUAUAUGAUUUACUAACACCCAAAACUGUUGAAGUGUU
Molecule: messenger RNA, 2546 nt
Organism: Spea bombifrons (plains spadefoot toad)
Lineage: Eukaryota; Metazoa; Chordata; Amphibia; Anura; Pelobatidae
Gene: CDC14B
Product: cell division cycle 14B
Exons: 16
Coding region: 406-2103 (565 amino acids)
Biological process (GO): cilium assembly; regulation of exit from mitosis; positive regulation of cytokinesis
Cellular component (GO): mitotic spindle; spindle pole; nucleolus
Molecular function (GO): protein serine/threonine phosphatase activity; protein tyrosine/serine/threonine phosphatase activity
Source: RefSeq, a predicted model, not a curated record